Messenger RNA from Dryobates pubescens (Downy woodpecker), 4428 nucleotides. RefSeq names its product chromosome 1 C4orf54 homolog (gene C1H4orf54). Lineage: Eukaryota; Metazoa; Chordata; Aves; Piciformes; Picidae. The coding region runs from base 1 to 4428 and encodes 1475 amino acids. The record is from RefSeq and is a predicted model, not a curated record. The transcript has a single exon.
AUGGACGCGCCCAGCCAGCCGCCCGCUGGACCUCGAGCCGGCUCCGAAGGCACGGCGGCGGGAUGGGGUUCGAGCCCGGAGACGGAUAUCGAGAAGAAGGAGACGGAUAUCGAGAAGAAGGAGACCGCGGCGUACGUGGAGAUCCGCGGGUCGCCGCGGGGGCCGGAGGAGAGCGACAAGCCCCCCGAGCUGGCCCCGGCCGAAGGCGCGGAGAGAUCGUUGAAUCCCGCAUUAGAAAGUGGAGUCGGCGGGACCGGGGAUGGCGACGGCUCGGUGAGCGGCGAGCCGCCGGGCGCGCCCGCAGGACCAGCAUCCUCGGACGGCAGGAAGAAUCGCGCACCUUCCCCGGGCGCGGUGGCUGCGGCGGGAUGCGGCGCUGACUCCGGCUCCGGAGAGGCUGCGGGGAGCGGCGGGCCCCCGGAGGCGGGGGGCUGCCUGGAGUCGUCCUCCUCAUCCUGCCCUUCGCCGGUGACCAAGGCUGGGAUCUUUCCCGCAAUGGGCGACCCUCUGUCGACGGAAGGCAAGACCUCGUCGUCGUCUUUCGGCUACGAAAGUGAGGAGGACGAGCACGGGGGGCGAAAUAUGCCCCCCCCCGCAGCCCCCCCAGGCAUCCCCCCCGGUGGCGGCCGCGACGAGGCGCACUAUAUCAGCACGCAAGAGAUCCAGCUGAGCGAGGUGGACCACGACAUGGACUUCGAUGCGGGGCUGGCCGCCCGCUGGGACUUCGAGGAUAACAACGUGAUCUAUUCCUUCGUGGACUACGCCUCCUUCGGGAGCGACGAGACCCCGGGGGACACGCCGACGGAGGAGGAGAAUAGCUGCUACCUCAGCACGACCACCAGCGACCCCAACAACCAGACGGACAGCAUCGACAAUACCAGCAGCACCGAGAUCGUUAGCCUUACAUCCGAACACGACACCCCCGGCGGGGACAAGCACGCCAGCUCGGGAGAAAGCCGGUCCAAGCAGCUCGGCCGCCCCGGCGGGAGCCCGGCCGCCCAGCUUCUCCUAUCAAUCAAAGCCGCUUCCCGGGCUAUAAAUGAGUCUAGCAACGUGCGCGGAAAGCAAAACACUAUUUACGCUGCCAAGCAUGAAGGCGACAUGAGCGUCCGUGUCCCCGCAGCUCCUGAAAGCAGUGCGAAUGUAAAAUCGGACGCGGUCCGCGACCACGCGAAGAAGUUCAUCGCGGUGCCGGCUCGGCUGCAGACGCGGUGUGGGGCGGGCCGCGCUGGGGAGCACUCGAGCGGCGCCUCCAGCGCCGUCAGCGAGCUGGACGAUGCCGACAAAGAAGUGCGAAACCUGACGGCCAGGGCGUUCCGUAGCCUGGCGUACCCCUACUUCGACACCCUGCGCUCCAGCUCCCGCGCCUCCACCGCCUCUCUGUCUGACAAUGCUCUGGGCAUCAACCGCUGGUCUACCUACCUGGACCUCAAGUGCGGCAGCCUGGGGCCGAGAGCCGAGCCCAGCCUGCUGCGCUCCGGCCGCUCGCAGACCAAAGCCCUCGAGUUCGUGGUCAGCAAGAUCGACGGGGAGAUCGCCCACGUCGAAGCACCGCGGCGGCUGCGGGCGGGCUCCCGGGUGGUGACCCUGCUGGAUUUCGGUGAUGCCCGCAGGGCCGGGCCGCCCCGCCAGGCGGGCGGGGGAGAGCCGCCGGCGGCGGAGGGCGGCGGCGGGCCCAGCAAGAAGUCCAAGUUCGCCUCCAGCCUUCUCAAAAACAUCAUCUCCAAGAAGAUGCAGCUGGAGCACGAGUUCAAGAUGGAGCGGGGCGAGAUCACCGACACAUCCUUCACGGGGCUGGUAGCCGGCCGGGAGCCGGAGCCCACCGGCGGCGUCCGGGAGCGGCAGCGGGAGGGCGGGGAGCAGCAGCAGAGCUCCCGGCACUCGGAGGGCGGCUCGGACUGCGUCGCGGCGACAGCGGACGAAGCGGGCGAGGGCGGCGGCGGCGGCCGGUCGCCGCCCUCUAAGACGUCCCCUCCUCGGGAGGGGAGCCGUAGCCUGGAGCGGGCGGUGUCUGAGGAGCUGUGCGAGGUGAAGCGCAGCGCCUCUGAGGCUAUCAAGGCCACCUUCCUCCGCAGCCAGAACAGCGCCUUCAGGUCCUGGAAGGAGAGGGAAGCGGAGAGGAAGGAGGAGCGGGCGCCCGUCGGCAAGCUGAAGCUGUCUUCCAGGCACGACUGGCGGGCCGACUUGGGUGAGAUCUCCGCUGGCAAGUCUACCAAGAUGUCCCGCCUGUUCGUUCCCACCAUUCAACACACGCCCCGGGAGAAGGAACACAGCAAGAGGGCGACUAAAUGCACCGCCGCCGCCGCCACCUCCUCCUCUUCCUCGCCCCCCGCUGCCAAGCCCAAAGUCCCUGAGAUCAAGAUCAGUCUGGGGAGCCUCCAGCAGCCCCAGGACACUGCCUUCAGCAUCGCCCAGCUACUGACGCCGCAGAUCGCGGGCCGGCCGCCGGAGGAGAGCAAGGGCCAGCAUCUCAAGCUGCCCAAGGCCGGCGACGGGUCCGACAAAGUACCGCAGUUCCUGGUGCGCGACGUGAGGGACAGCAAACACAGAGCCCAGGGGCAGCUCCACCAGGUACGGGACGUGCGGAAGCUCAUCAAAAGUUCCUACAACUACGACUCGGGGGAUAACAGCAGCGAUAAAGGCAGCGGUGCCUCCGACCAGGGCGUCUCAGAGCAGAAACCCCGGCAGCAGCUGGUCAUCGCCGGUGUCCCUAGGUCCCUCUCCCCCGUGGUCAUCACCUGCCAGGCAGUCGGCCACGCCAACACUAAGGCCACCGAGGCAGAGGCCAAGACGUCAGGCAGAGUGCCGGCCUGCCCCUCUGAGGGCACCGUCCUGGUGCACCGCACCUCAGGGAGACUGCCAGUGGCCACCAUCGCCCCCAACAAGAGUGACCCGCGCCAGCCAGCCGUGCUGAAGAUCGUCUCCAAGUCCGCUGCGCCCUGGCGGCACCAGCCACCUCCCGUCGAGCGGAGCCGGGGACCGGAGGAGGACCCGCGGGAGGAGAGCAAGGCAGCGGCGCCGGUGCAGAACGCACUGGAGAAGCUGACAGCGGCGGUGCGGAGCAUGGAGGAGCUAUACAGCUUCAACAAGCGCGAGUGGAAACGCAAGAGCGACCCGCUGCCCAUCACCGACAGCCACGUCCUCUCCCUCAUCACCAGCCAGGAGCGGGGCCCCGGGCCUCGGCCGACCCCUUCUGCCUCCGCCACCGUUCCUCCUCCGCCGCCACCGGCGGAUAAGGCAGAGGAGCCGUCGGGAAAGGGGGCGGGCAGCGAGCGGCUAUCCCGCCGCCUGUCCAAUAACGCCACUGACAAAGUCUCGGCCAAGGCGGCCGCCUUCGAGAACUUGGUCCGGCAGCGGACACGCGGCCCGCCGCCCCCCCGCACCGAGCCCUCCGCCGCCCCCCGCGCCCUCCUUACCCUCCGCGGAGCAGGGGGAGCCGGAGCCGGGGCCCCCGCGCCGGUCAAGCUCCCCCCUGAAGGCAGUCUGCGAAGCCAGGCAGCGCCUCGUUCCCCGCGGCUAUCUGCGGGCAGCGGCGAUGCGGAGCGCGGCCCGGACUGCGGAAACUACUUAGCCCUGCCGCUGAAGGCGGCCGCCGAGCCCGGCUCCCCCGCCUCUCCAGUACAAGCGUCGGGGGCGGGUGGAGCCGUCCGCCCCAGCCCGGUAUCGGCGACAGCGGCGGCGGCGGCGCUGUGUAGCCUUCAGCCCUUCAGCACCGCCAAGGGCUCCGGCAGUCCCGGACACCCGCCCGCCGAGGAGCCCCCUGCAGCAGCCCCGCAGCCCGCCGAGGGUACCCCCGCUGCCCUCUAUCGCCCGCCGCUGCCGUUUGCCACCCUGCCUGGCGCCGCGCCGCCGCCACUACUCUGUUUCUCGUCCUCCGUGCCCUCCACGGCCACAACGGCCGAGCCCUUCCCGCAGACGCAGCGCAAGGUGCUGCUGGACGUGAGCACUGGGCAGUACUACCUGGUGGACACGCCAGUGCAGCAGCCCCUCAAGCGGCGCCUCUUCGACCCCGAGACCGGGCAAUACGUGGAGGUGCCAGUGCCCCAGCAGACAGCUGUUGCUCCCGUCCCACUGCCCCUCUCACCCCUGGCCCUCAAUGCUGGGGCCUAUGGUGCCACGUACAUGCUCUACCCAGGCCUUCUGCCCGCUGCUGCCAUGCUGCCUGCCAGCGCCUUGCCACGCCCACUGUCUCACCCGGGCAGCGAUGCCAGCGCCCCAGCCGAGCCUGGCAGUCCAGCAGUGGCAGAGGCAGCUUUCCCCGAGAGCCCUUACUAUGUGGCUACUGGCAAGUGCCCACCACCAGCAGGACGCACAGCAACGGAGACGAAGCCAGUCAUCAGCAUCACUGCGCCAGCCACCGGCCCGCGGAUCGUUGCGCCGCCCUCCUUUGAUGGCACGACCAUGCGCUUCGUGGUGGAGCACAGGUGA